Molecule: messenger RNA, 918 nt
Organism: Brassica oleracea var. oleracea
Lineage: Eukaryota; Viridiplantae; Streptophyta; Magnoliopsida; Brassicales; Brassicaceae
Exons: 2
Coding region: 107-718 (203 amino acids)
Source: RefSeq, a predicted model, not a curated record
AUGCCCAAACAAGUAUCCUUUUGCUUUUCUUCUUUUUUUAAAGGCGAACUCUUAUCCUACUAACCGGGGAACAGUUAAAACAUCGCUACCAACCAUCUACUCUGAGAUGGCGAAGCCUUCUUCUUCUUCGUCUGGCGGUGGAACAAACCUCGCUUCAUGCGCGGUCGCCGCCGUCUUCAUCGUCUUUGCUAUCAUAGCCGCGGUUACAGUUUACCUAACCGUCUUCAGACCGAGAGAUCCCGAGAUCUCCGUCACAAACGUCAAAGUCCCGUCGUUCUCCGUCGCCAACAGCUCCGUCAGCUUCAGCUACUCCCAGCUCUCCUCCGUCAGAAACCCAAACCGCGCGGCGUUCUCUCACUACAACAACAGAAUCGAGCUCUUCUACUACGGGAACCGGAUCGGUUUCAUUUUCAUACCCGCUGGUGAGAUCGAACCGGGUCAGACGAAGAGGAUGGACGCUAGUUUCUCCGUGGAUUCGUUUCCGCUCGCGUCUUCCUCUGCUUCUCGAAUCUCCGCCGCGGAUUUUCAGAGGCCUGGAUCCGGGUUGGUGGUGGGGGAGGAGAAUCGGGCCGGGUCAACAGUGGAAAUAGAGUCGAAGCUGGAGAUGGCGGGUCGGGUUAGAGUUCUGGGUCUGUUCACGCAUCAAAUCGCGGCGAAAUGUAACUGCAGGAUCGCGAUUUCUACUGUUGAUGGUUCGAUCGUAGCCGUCCGUUGUUGAUACCAGACUUUUGUAGCAAUUAAACAAAACUGUACAAGUGUUUCUUUACAGAACACAAAUGCAAAACUCUAGUAAAAACCCAGCUUGGGUUCUUUUCUGAAUCCUCAAGUUAGAAAAUUGCAAAUAUAAUUACAAAAUAUUUGUAACUUUAGGACAUUGCAUUACAAGUCACAAUGGUAAGGAGACUGACUUACAGGGAA